AUGCUCGAAGCCAAACUCGAACAGGCCGAACUCCUCAAGAAGAUCCUUGACGCCGUCAAGGAGCUCGUCACCGAUGCCAACUUUGACUGCUCGGACGAGGGCAUCAAACUCCAAGCGAUGGACAACUCGCACGUCGCGCUCGUCUCGCUCAACCUCGCCAAGACGGGCUUCUCCGAGUACCGCUGCGACCGCGACAUGUCCCUCGGCGUCUCGCUCGCGUCGCUGCAGAAGAUUGUCAAGUGCGCCGGCAACAACGACAUCCUCACUCUCCGCGCCGACGAGUCCGUCGACGUCCUCGCGCUCCUCUUCGAAGCGAAGCACGCAGACCGCGUCGGCGAAUACGAGAUGAAGCUCAUGGACAUCGACCAGGAGCACCUCGGUAUCCCCGACACGGUCUACGAUGCCGAGAUUGAUCUCCCUGCGACCGAGUUUGCGCGCAUCAUCCGCGACUUGAAGGAGUUGGGCGAGAGCGUCAAGAUUGAGGUGUCGAAGGAGGGCGUGAGGUUCUCGGCGGAUGGAGACAUUGGCACGGCGAGCGUCACGCUCAAGCCGACGGACAAGCGCGGCAGGAAGGCGGACUCUGACGGCGAGGACUCGGACGAGGAGGAGGAGCAGGAGGACGAGGAGGAUGAGGAGGCCGAGGAGCCUGAGCCGAAGGAGGAGGAGGACGAGGAUGGCGACGUCAAGCCCAAGAUCUCGGGCUCGGACGACGAGGACGACGACGCGCCCGCCAAAUCGAAGGCCGGCAAGAAACGUAAGGCCGUCGAGGAUUCCGAGGAGGAGGAGGGUGCAGACGAGAACGGCGAGGAGGCGUCCUCGCCGAAGAGGGUGAAGAAGGAGUCUGGCAAGGCCAAGCCUGCGAAGAAGGAGAAGAAGAAGGCUGCGCCCAAGAAGGGCAAGGCGUCUUCCUCUUCCUCUUCGAAGGCGAAGUCUUCCAAGGGGAAGAAGGCGAAGGGCGGGGACGAGGAGAAAUCCAUGGACGUCCGCAUCAACCUGCAGCAAGCCGUCGCCCUCACGUUCUCGAUCAAGUACCUCUCGAACUUUGCCAAGUCGACGCCCCUGGCCGAGCGGGUCCACCUGCACAUGUCGAACGAGGUGCCGCUGCUCGUCGAGUACGCUUUCGAGCAAGGGCACAUCAGGUAUUAUUUGGCACCGAAAUUGACCGACGAGUAA
Rhodotorula toruloides NP11 is the source of this 1173-nucleotide messenger RNA. RefSeq names its product proliferating cell nuclear antigen. Lineage: Eukaryota; Fungi; Basidiomycota; Microbotryomycetes; Sporidiobolales; Sporidiobolaceae. The coding region runs from base 1 to 1173 and encodes 390 amino acids. Gene Ontology annotation, molecular function: DNA polymerase processivity factor activity; DNA binding. Gene Ontology annotation, biological process: regulation of DNA replication; mismatch repair; translesion synthesis. The record is from RefSeq and is a predicted model, not a curated record. Gene Ontology annotation, cellular component: PCNA complex. The transcript has 9 exons.